Messenger RNA from Suillus fuscotomentosus, 6300 nucleotides. RefSeq lists its product as uncharacterized. The transcript has 31 exons. Lineage: Eukaryota; Fungi; Basidiomycota; Agaricomycetes; Boletales; Suillaceae. Gene Ontology annotation, molecular function: ATP binding; hydrolase activity; protein binding. The record is from RefSeq and is a predicted model, not a curated record. The coding region runs from base 1 to 6300 and encodes 2099 amino acids.
AUGUUGGACUUACUCUCCAAAGAUCGAAUAGUCAACGAGGCAGGCCUCAGAACCGCCUUGCGCCACCUGGACACAAUUUCAAGUUCAGGAGCAACCGCAUUACAAGCUACGAUCAAACAUAUGUCGUCAUCACCCCAUGUUUUUGCAUAUAUCAUUUCUGUUUGGGAUCGCCGUGAGGCAAUGAUCUCACGGAUCAUGACAGACUUUCCAAGAAUAUCUCAAGAAUAUCCAACAUCCGUUGCGAGAACGAUGCUAGACAAUCUGUCUAUGUACUUUUUAGACUUUCCAGCUGAGCCUCUAGCGAUGGAUGUCUCUAGGGACAUCAGCCGCCACAGAGGCUUCAUCGAGGACGCUUUACCUGUACUCUGCGCGUUGAACACUAUGAAAUUUUCUGGUGCAGGGUCGUUUGAAGACGAGAUCGAUCUCUUCGACCAACCUGAUGAUGGAUUCGUCAAGAAGAAAGUUCCUCAGAAAAUGUACAAGUGUAAUCGCCCGAAAGUUCAUACGUCUAUCGACGCAUCUCUCUUCCUGAGGCUUGAUGUGGGUGUGCCUCUCACGAGCGAGGCUGCCGCAUCAUUGUCUACUCACAUUCUUAUGAAGCUGAAAAAUACUUUCUCGUUCUAUCUCUCGCUUCUGCGGAGGACGGAAUUGGCAGGCGACAUCAAAGCUUUACUCCUCCCAAACGUGGGUGAGUCUGCCAAAGAUGUUGCACCUGAAGUUUCGUCAACCGAGGAUGUCGAGAGCCCAACAACCCGACCCAAAGCGUACCAAAUGGUGCAGCCUAUGAAGGCUGCGCUUUACUUUGAGAACGCGGACGGGUUCGGAGAGUGGCGAAUCCUCAUAUCUACGGAAGCCUACAAAAAUUUGCGUGAAUUACGUAAAUCAGAAAAGAAGAUAUUCAAGAUUAUCGUCGGGAAGAUCAAACAGCUAUCAAAUGGUCAUUUUUCAGAUGAUAAUCACAAGCGACUUAACGGACCAGAUGCAGGCAUACCCAUCUACGAUGCCAAGAUGACACAGGACCUACGAUUAGUUUACCAGAUUGAUUGUGUCCCUGACCAGGAUGGAAAGUCCGAAAGACAAGUAAUCAAGAUAUAUGGCAUUUAUACGCAUGCACAACUUGACAAAAUAUGGGAUGCCUUGGGUAGCCAUCUCGCACGCAACGGCAGAGAAUAUCGUAGAAGUUUGGAGAAAUAUGUCACAUUCUCGCAAGCGUUCCUGCAUAGUCUUAUCGCAAACCAAGACGUACAGCAUGUCUUUAUACUCAAACCUCAAGAACAAGAGAUUGUCGAGUGUACCACGUCAUGUUACGUCUUGGGUCGCAGUGGCACGGGAAAAACCACGACGAUGCUGUUCAAGAUUCUCGGUAUUCAGCGAGCUUGGGAGAUGAGUGCCGCCGACAUGCCGAAGCCACGCCAAAUCUUCGUCACCAAAUCCAGAGUACUCGCUACGAAAGUGGAAGAGUAUUUCACGAAGCUUCUCGAAUCUCUGGCAUUGGCAGGCUAUACCCUGGAGGAACUUGCAAAAAUGAAGGCACGAAGUGUCCAGGGGGGCCUUGUUGAUCCCGACGACCUGCCCGAAUCACAGAUGAAUAUACCGAUGAGAUAUAGCGGACUUAAGGAUAAGCACUUUCCUCUUUUUCUAACUUUCGAUCGACUGGCGAAAAUGAUCGCGGCAGAUAUCUUGGACAAGAAAGAUAGCGCAGGAGCUUUCUUCAAUGUUGACAAUGCCGACGCGCAUGACUGCUUCGUCACCUAUAACGUAUUCGUAAAUCAAUACUGGCCUCAUUUUCCACAGAAUCUCAGCAAGAAUCUUAAUCCGUGGUUGGUUUUUAGCGAAUUCAUGGGGAUCAUCAAAGGUUCCGAACACGCACUGACCUGUCCUGAAGGAAUUCUCGAUCGCCCAACCUACCUCCUUCUUCCUCAUCGUUCUAACCCUAAUUUUGCGAAUAAGAGGGGAAUUAUGUACGACAUGUUCGAGUUUUAUACGAAAAUGAAGAGGCAGCGAGGUCAUCAUGAUGUUGCAGACCGCACGCAUGCAAUACUCAAGGCCUUUCGGAGCAAGAAGUUCCCUGUCCAACAGAUCGAUUAUCUGUAUGUUGACGAAGCACAAGACAACCUUCUGAUCGACGCACUCCUUUUGAGGCAAUUAUGCAAGAAUCCAGACGGUUUGUUCUGGGCUGGGGACACCGCACAGACAAUCUCUGCAGGGAGUUCCUUCAGGUUUGAUGAUCUGAAAGCGUUUCUCUACCGUGUUGAGCAGCAAAAUAUUUCGGUCAAUUCCGCUGGAGCAUGUCUUCGUCAGCCUGCGAUGUUUCAAUUGGCGAUCAACUACAGAUCGCACGGUGGAAUCGUCAACUGCGCAAGUUCUGUGAUCGAACUCAUCACAAAAUUUUGGCCCAACACAAUCGAUAACCUUCGACCGGAAAGGGGGGUGGUUGACGGGCUAAAGCCUGUAUUUUUAACUGGUGGGGAUAAAGACACUGUUCGUUAUGAACAGUUCUUGUUUGGGGAGAGCGGUAGCCAUAUUGAGUUCGGAGCUCAGCAAUGCAUUCUCGUGCGUGACGACGCAGCCCGUCAGAAGUUACAAGACCAAGUUGGUGAAAUUGCACUAAUUAUGACGCUUUAUGAGAGCAAAGGCCUAGAAUUCAAUGACGUGCUGUUGUACAACUUUUUCGAGGAUUCUGCUGUAGAUUUGUCACGAUGGAGCAUAGUUCUCAAUGGGGUAGACGGUCAAGGAUAUGCACCGAACUUUGAACGAGACGAGGCGCGAUACGCUGGGCUCAAACUUCUGUAUGUGGGAAUCACUCGAGCAAGGAAGAACAUAUGUAUCGUUGACAAAUCUGACAAAUCAGAGCCGAUGCGUGUAUUCUGGACGUCUCGUAACCAGAUCGAUAAUUGUAUCCCCGGCACCGAUGUCCCUCAUCUGGCCGUCUCCUCGACUCCGGAAGAAUGGGCAUCCUUCGGGCACUCACUAUUCUCGGACAAGCACUACUCGCAGGCUAUCUACUGCUUCAAACGUGCUAAUCUUCGUCAUGAAGUGAAGGUUUGUGAAGCAUAUCAACUACGAGAAGUCGCACGUUCUAGUGUCGGAGUGGCCUUACUCAGCGACCAAAAAAAAGCUUUUAACGUGGCUGCCGAUUCCUUUACUGAUUGCGCGGCGACCGCGCCAGAAAGUCAGAAGCUCCAAUACUAUCGUAACUCGGCAGAUUGCUACGUUCGAGCAGGAGAUGAUCUUAAAGCUGCUAAGGCCUAUCUCAAUGCUCAAGAGUUCGAGCAAGCAGCGAAGAGAUAUCGCAAGGCUGGACGGUUUAACAAGACCCUCCAUGUCCUCAAUGACCAUGGCACGGAUAUACCUGAAGAGACCAAGACGGAGUUAUGGACUCAAUUGCGCAGGGCUCCCUUGCCCCUCUUCCCAACAUUUGAAGAGCAACUCGAAUUUCUGGAGGACUAUGAUCUCGAUUACGCUCGUGCCUCACUGCUUGAAUCUCACUCGAGGUACUAUGAGGCCGCAGAGCUUCAUUUGUCAGAGAAUAGGCCCUUGGAAGCUGUUCGGGCAUUCAUCAAGGACGACAGCAAGGACGAUUCUACUAGCCGCGCGGCCGAUACUAUAUUGGAAUACUUUUGGCGCAAAUGCUCCUUUAGAAUCACUGCAAAAUCCGUUGCUGAUGAGCCAAUGCAACAUUUCAUUGCUCUUGCUAAUGAGCUGGAGACGAACAAACUAACGCCGGCCACGCGUGAUCUAAUAUCGAUGUUUCAGAACAUCUUGCGCGGAAAUCAUGAGCCGUUGAAAAAUCUUGCGCUUAACUUCUAUAAACAGGAUAACAAGCCAGCAGCUCUCCUUUGCCUGGACCAUAUAUUCUCUCGAACCAUAGAUAUUCGAGCUUUCACGGUCGAUGAAAUGCAACGGUUCCUUCAACAAUUUCACGCAUAUGCGCGGCUGCUCUAUCUUAUUUUGGCCUUCCCUGACCCCAUGGAGCAUAGGGGUAUUCAGAGACUAUUCUCCAUCGUGCGGUUGUCCGGUGACCAGUUUCUCAUACCAGAUGGAACGUUCCUCCACAACAGCUUAAUGGAAAUCCGCCCAAGGAUCACGGGGGUAUCGGAACAUUCGUCCGGGUACACAGCUUCUCGUAGAGUCAUCACCCAGCUGCUACAACAAUCCAUUCGAAUGAUCUUGAAAGACAAGAUAUCGGAGAUCGAUGAUAUGUGCUGCAAAUCUCCCGUUUUCUCGCAAUGCCUGCAAUUCUUGAUAUCCGGAGUAUGUCGAAGAGAUAACUGUCCCCAAGAGCAUGUUACGGUAUCGAAAUCGGAUCGCCACUAUUACAACAACCGUGUUGCCAUCCACAUUUGGCAAAUCCUGAUCUUGCAAUUCAUGUAUUCCGCUCACCCAUACAUUGAGCGACGCAAAAGCAUGCGAAAUUGGCUCAAGCAUCUUUAUGAGGCCAUCAAUCCACCCUUCUUCAUUCAAGGUUCCCCCGCGGAACUUGAUAUGAACCUGAUGCCUCUUCGUGCAGAUGGCAUGAAGGUGGUGAAGCUCUGGAUCCGCGAAUCCUUCUACUCGCUCGACCCAUUCCAUACCCAGGCUGAAUUUUUGACGGCAUUGAUGAGAAUAACCAGUCUUAGUUUUGCUUUUGACAGGAAUGACGCACCUGUCUACAUCCGUCAAGCAAAGUGUACGAUUUCCGGACCGUCGGAACUCUUUCGCAAGGGUGACAAUCGCUAUAUGGUUCAGGACCUGCUUAGUUCUUACCAAGGAGCGACCCGCAGCAGCAUCUCAUCGGGGAUUCUGUAUCUUUUGCAUGUUCUCGACAAUCGCGUAUGUGUUAACCUCUCCGUGUUGUGCGACUGUAUCGAGGACGUUUGCGGCGCUUUUGUAAUCAAGUACAGAAUGGACCCCGACUUUAACAGGUUUCCACUUCAUAACACCGUCCUUCCAUGUAGCUGGCUACUGUUUCCCCACAAAUUCACUACGGAGAAAGAAACUAAGCUGCCGUUGAUGGACAAGCUUCUGGAUGAGAUUGCGAGGGUAGUGGAAGCAUUGCGCGUAGAAGCCGGCAUGGCUGCAGGGUUCUCUGCCUUAGUACGUUUAUUGUCUCUUUUCAAGAACCCAUUCGCUGCUGAGUUGUAUUCAUUAGUUGCUCAUAACAUCAGGAAACCCUUCAUCAGAGUUAAAAUAUACAAUAUCAUUCUUUCUCUGCACAAAAACAACCCUCCUUCGAAUUGGCGUUCAGCGAACUACCGGAAACUUGUGGAUGACGUGGUUAGGUACAUGACACCCUUGCCAGGACGGGCGCCACUCUCAGAUGCUUACCUGCGAGCUCUCCUGGCUUUCGACGAUAAUACAGGAGUCGGAAACCUGGUGCAUCUCGUCCACAAAAUGAUGGACCAGCGUACCCGAGUCUAUACUAGCAUAGGCCGAAGGCUUGUAUACGAGAAGACCACGGAGAUCCCCCAUCUCCUUUCAUCGUACGCAGUGAUCGCACAGUCUACCCUGAGAGUAGAGGCCCCUGCCUUCGUACCUGGUGUAGGACAUUGCAAGGACCGACCAGAGGUCAUGCAGCGUGAUGAGAAAGAGAGCACGGAACCACAACCUCAAGAUCUCGAAGGAGAAGAAGAAGGGGAAGAGGAUGUCACAGCGAAUGCUGAUAUCGAGACCCGUGAUGCGUCGGAGACUUUGGAUGAGGCGGUGGCGUUGCUUGCACCUGAUCUUGACGAGUCGCUACGCACCAACGGACCAUCGGUAGCGGAGGAAGAGGCGGCUUGCAAAAUUCAGAACACAUACCGCUGUUACGUCAGACGCCGCUCGAGUCGUGCAGUCAAUGCCGAAAUCGAUGCGAUGUUUAUGACAUGCCUGAAGGAGACGCAGUCCCCUGAAUGGCGUCGGGGUUAUUACGGCUUCCUUUUCCUUGGACCGUUGCCUCACCUUCUGGUGUGCUUGGAACGAGGCAUUGCUCUGACUCGCGCUGCCAAAGCGAAGACGAAAGGCCUUUUCAACAAGGAGUCUCAUGAAAAGCUUGAGGAGUUGGGCAAGCAGAGAAGCGAGCUAGCGGCGCUCCUCAGGAAGGGAUUGAGAUUACGCAGACAACUGGAACCUUCCUCACCCUCUCAUCGUGACCGUGGCAUCGAUGCACUGAAAUCUGGUGUUCUAGAGGUCGAUGAAUUCAUGCAGGGGGUUCCCGGCAACAUGAAAGACAUGCAAUUCGACUUUCAAUUGGCCUAUAAAGGCAUUGUCGCAAAGAAGAUUUCUUCGGGAAAGGAGAAAGAGAGGCCUGCUCUCAAUGUCGAGGAUAUGAACGACUGUUGA